Messenger RNA from Hydatigera taeniaeformis, 1302 nucleotides. The record is from the annotation of a GenBank genome assembly. NCBI's taxonomy places the organism in Eukaryota, Metazoa, Platyhelminthes, Cestoda, Cyclophyllidea, Taeniidae.
UUCUGCCAGAGUCUUUUGUGCUGCUCAAGGGUGGCUCAGUGUUCAAUACUCCAUACCGCUGCCAUCCUUUCGGCUGUGAUAGGGACGCAGAAGAAGGCCUAUGUUCGUGAUAAGCCGCAUAUGAAUAUUGGCACUAUUGGCCACGUAGACCACGGGAAGACCACUCUAACAGCGGCUAUUACUAAGGUUUUGUCUGAGGACCACAAAGGACAGACUGUUUACAAAUCAUAUGAGGAAAUUGAUGCUGCUCCCGAGGAGAGGCGUCGGGGCAUUACUAUUAAUGCAGCUGUGGUCGAUUACUCAACGGACAAGCGCCAUUAUGGUCAUACAGAUUGUCCUGGUCAUGCUGAUUACAUUAAGAACAUGAUUACUGGGGCUAAUCAAAUGGAAUGCGCCAUUAUUGUCGUUGCUGCAACUGAUGGAACAAUGCCUCAAACUCGUGAACAUCUCUUGCUUGCCAAACAAAUUGGGAUAGAGAAUAUUGUCGUAUUUAUCAAUAAAGCUGAUGCUGCUGACGCUGAGAUGUUGGAGCUUGUUGAAUUAGAAAUCCGUGAUACCCUUAGGCAGUAUGGAUUUGAUGGCGACAAAACUCCGGUCGUUAGCGGUUCGGCUCUCUACGCUUUGGAGGACAAGGACCCGACUAUUGGUCGUAAUAAAAUUGUUGAACUACUGAAGGUGAUUGACGAGGUGCCAAUGCCCAAGCGUGAUCUGGAUAAGCCGCUUCUUCUUCCAAUUGAGCAGGUUUUCACAAUCACAGGUCGUGGAACGGUUGCAACGGGCAGCAUUAAGCGCGGGAAAGUAAAACUGCAAGAUCAAGUCGAAAUGAUCGGCUACAACAAAAUACUGAAGUCCACGGUUACUGGGAUUGAAAUGUUUCAUCAGAUGAUGGAAUAUGGCGAAGCUGGUGACCAGGUCGGUAUUCUGCUACGCGGUAUAAAACGCGAUGAGAUUCGGCGUGGAAUGGCGAUUGUUGCUCCGAAAUCGGCCACUAUUCACAACUACUUCAAGGCUCAAGUUUACAUGCUUUCUAAAAAAGAAGGGGGUCGAGAGAAGCCAUUUACAAACAACUUCCAGCUACAGAUCUUCAGCAUGUCAUGGGACUGUCCGGCUUUUCUGCAGUUGGAAGAGGGUCGAGAACUACUAAUGCCCGGAGAGGACGCUGGAAUCAAGCUGCACAUGCAAAAGAAAAUGUUCAUAGAACUGGGUCAGCGCUUCACCAUUCGUUCUGCUGGCUCGACAUUGGGCUACGGCGUGGUGUCCGAACUCCUUCCUGAUCCUGGAAUGGGGAAAUGGGCCGAGUAG